Molecule: messenger RNA, 414 nt
Organism: Plenodomus lingam JN3
Lineage: Eukaryota; Fungi; Ascomycota; Dothideomycetes; Pleosporales; Leptosphaeriaceae
Source: RefSeq, a predicted model, not a curated record
AUGGUGGGUGGGGGGGUUGGUCGUUGGUGGGAAGCGAGAAGGCAUGGUCGCACAUUGGCCUGUGGAUUUUGCAACUCAACGCUAGACUCGGCUCGUCUCUACGGAACUCUCCAAGGCGCCCGUGAUCUGCCCGCCCCAGAUGUCGCAUUGCACCUCAUCUCUCGACUGCAGCGCAACAAGGGCGAUUUGUUUCCUGUGGCGCCAUCCGCAAAAGGGACCCGUUCUAUCUCUCCGUCUUUCCUCUCUACCUCGUCCAAGGCAGAUGCAUGUACAGUAACUUACACCUACCUACGCCUCUUUCAACCGCCUGCGCUGUGGCCGAGCACUACUUGGGCAGCCCGCUUCCAAGGGCUCCAGGGCUCCCAGGGCUCCCAAGCUUCAUCAAUCCACCCAAAAGGACCCACGAACACGUGA